GAACGGAUUCUCCCUCAGAGCCUCCGAAAAGGAACCAAUUCCGCAGACACCUUGAUUUCAGACUUCUAGACUCCAGAACUGUGAGAAUAAGUUUCUCUUGUUUUCAGCUACCUAGUUUGUGGCAAUUUGUUACAACAGCCCUGGGAAACUGCUACAAUAGGUGAGUCGGAAUAAAGGGAAGGGGAUGAGAAACACCUCCAAGAAAGUCUUUCAAAACUGAAUGCCUGGGCUGCGCUGGCCUGGCCUGGCUGAGGGGAGGUGGCGGGAGGGCGCUAUGGUGGAGGCUGGGCCACAGGCGCCGCCGCCCCCGGGCACCCCAAGCCGGCACGAGAAGAGUUUGGAACUUCUCACUACCAAGUUCGUGUCGCUUCUGCAGGAGGCACAGGAUGGUGUGCUUGACCUCAAGCUGGCAGCUGACACCCUAGCUGUUCGCUGGAAGUGGCGGACUUAUGACAUUACUAAUGUGCUAGAAGGUAUCAGGCUGAUGGAGAAAAAAUCCAAGAAUAGCAUCCAGUAGAAGGGCGUGGGGCCUGGCUGCAAUACCCGAGAGAUUGCGGACAAGUUGAUUGAGCUCAAGGCAGAGAUGGAGGAGCUGCAGCAGCGAGAGCAAGAACUAGACCAGCACAAGGUGUGGGUGCAGCAGAGCAUCCGGAACAUCACAGAGGAUGUACAGAACAGCUGCUUGGCCUACGUGACUCAUGAGGACAUCUGCAGAUGCUUUGCUGGAGAUGCCAUCCAGGCCCCGUCGGGCACCAGCCUGGAAGUGCCCAUCCCAGAGGACCUCAAUGGGCAGAAGAAGUACCAGAUUCACCUGAAGAGUGUAAGUGGCCCCAUCGAGGUGCUGCUGGUGAACAAAGAGGCAUGGAGCUCACCACCUGUGGCGGUGCCUCUGCCGCCAGCCGAAGAUCUGCUCCAGAGCCCACCUGCUGUCUCUCCCCCUCUGCCUCUGCCCAAGCCUGCUCUGGCCCAGCCCCAGGAUGCCUCAUGCCCAAGCAGUCCCCAGGUGACCACCCCGAACCCUAUUCCCAGCAGCACCGAAGCCCAGGGGGUGGCCAGUCCAGCAGCUGAGAUCACAGUGAGUGGUGGCCCUGGAACUGAUAGCAAGGACAGUGGUGAGCUCAGCUCCCUCCCGCUGGGCCUGACAGCACGGGACACCCGGCCACUGCAGUCCUCUGCCCUGUUGGACAGCAGUAGCAGCAAUAGCAGUUCUUCCGGACCCAACCCUUCUACCUCCUUUGAGCCCAUCAAGGCAGACCCCACAGGUGGUCUGGAGCUCCCCAAAGAGCUGUCAGAAAUCUUUGAUCCCACUCGAGAGUGCAGGAGCUCAGAGCUCCUGGAGGAGCUGAUGUCCUCAGAAGUGUUUGCACCCCUCCUCCGCCUUUCUCCAUCCCCUGGAGACCACGAUUACAUCUACAACCUGGAUGAGAGUGAAGGUGUCUGUGACCUCUUUGAUGUGCCUGUCCCCAACCUCUGACUGACAGGGGCAUGCCCUUUGUGGCUGGGACACAGACUGUCUAAACUGGGGGCUGCCUGGGGACCUCACCCCACCCCACCCAUACACAGCUUGAGAGCUGCAGACUCCUGGCUUCCCCAGCCUUCCCUCACUGCACAGUUCUGGCCACAAGUCCCACUCCUGCACCAACACCUGUUCUGUGCUGGGAGAGCAGGGGAAAGGGGCUUAGCCCACUCCACUGUGGAGCCAAAGUGUUUGCCACUCCUUUUUGGGGGACUUCCCCUAUCUGGUAGCCUCCCCCCGCCCUCCCAGAGUUCAGUUUCAGCUGCCACACAAUUUUAUAGUGUCCAGUCUUACAUUUAGGUCUCUAAUCCAUUUUGAGAUCUGCCGCAGAGAUCCAAGGACCCUCCAUCACCCUCCUAGGGCAGCUCGUCCAGCCCCAUCACCCAGUACCUGCCAGCCCCUCCCCCUCCAGGAGGAAGCAUGGUGUGGGGCUGGGCACUUGCCAGCACCUAGCCUUGCCUCCUUCAGUUCUCCCCAUGUGGAUCACACACCUUCUCUGUACCGCUCAUGUGCCCCUUUCUGCUGGACCCUUGGCCCUGAGAACCUGCUGGGGGCAGGGGGAGGAGCAGGUUGCUAACAGGAGGAAUGGAGAUCUCUAGCUAGGAAUCUGGGUGGGAGAGUCCCUGAGGAUUGGCCCAGCCUCUGUCUGACCCGCAGCUCCCCUCUUGUUUCUUGGGUUUUUUUUUUUUUUUGAAUUUUAUUUGAUUUAUUUUUUUAAACAGCAGGUUCUUAUUAGUUAUCCAUUUUAGACAUAUUAGUGUAUAUAUGUCAAUCCCAAUCUCCCAGUUCAUCACACCACCACCAUCCCCCUCUGCCGCUUUCCCCACUUGGUGUCCACACAUUUGUUUUCUACAUCUGUGUCUCAAUUUCUACCCUGCAAACUGGU
Molecule: messenger RNA, 2402 nt
Organism: Mesoplodon densirostris (Blainville's beaked whale)
Lineage: Eukaryota; Metazoa; Chordata; Mammalia; Artiodactyla; Ziphiidae
Product: transcription factor E2F4-like
Exons: 1
Biological process (GO): regulation of transcription by RNA polymerase II
Cellular component (GO): RNA polymerase II transcription regulator complex
Molecular function (GO): RNA polymerase II cis-regulatory region sequence-specific DNA binding; protein dimerization activity; DNA-binding transcription factor activity, RNA polymerase II-specific
Source: RefSeq, a predicted model, not a curated record